AUGUCUUCCCUGGUUGCCUCCUGGCCUUCUGCGUCUCCCCUGCUGUUCGUCUACUUUGUUCUUCCGGUCUCUGGACACAGCACCGUUCACACAAAACGCUCAGGCAGUGUCAAUGACAGGCCACCUAUAGACAAGGCACUUUUAGGAAUUCAGGUCGGCAGUAUUUGUGCUGCCUAUGUGAUCUUUGUUGCUGCCCUCCUUGGUUUACUGCUCCUGGUCGGACGGCGACUACGACGGACUGUUCAGUCCUCAAACUAUUCGCUGCAGAUGCAAAUGCUGAAGCCGGUGAAGCAACCUGUCAGCUUAGACCCUAGUCCAAUAUCUCCCGCCUCGCACAUCCUACCCAGUCCCACAUUCGCCCACCACCACACUUCUUCGUGGGGAAGCACCCAGCGUGGAAACAGACCCUCGCAGACUUCCGUGAACGGCAGCAUGGUUACCAUCGAUGAAUCUGUGGUCGCUUCGGACCGGCAAAGGGCCCAGGACCAGAUGGAGAUGUUAUAUGCUGCAGUUAUGGAGCAUGAUGCCCAAAAGGCUUCCGGCGUCGAUGUCUCUGUUCGAGAUCGAGACUCCCAGAGCCAAUCCCCAGACAGCCAAUAUACCAAUCCUUUCACCGAUCGACAUGCCUCGUAUGCCACAGAGCAGCCGCCCAUGCCACCGCUGAAGUCUCCCAAAUCUCCCAGAUUUUCAAAUGGUUCGCGUUUAUCCAAGCUGUUUAGCUCCAAUGCUCGAGCGAACCCGGACGGUGGAAAACUGAAAUCCCCAAAGCUUCCUCUUCGAAAGUUGGGAAUAUCAUCACCACUUGCCUCUCCCGGCCCACAACCCCCCCCAAACAUAUACACAUGA
Molecule: messenger RNA, 846 nt
Organism: Penicillium manginii
Lineage: Eukaryota; Fungi; Ascomycota; Eurotiomycetes; Eurotiales; Aspergillaceae
Exons: 1
Coding region: 1-846 (281 amino acids)
Source: RefSeq, a predicted model, not a curated record